Salpingoeca rosetta is the source of this 3813-nucleotide messenger RNA. Its product is annotated as STE/STE11 protein kinase. Gene Ontology annotation, biological process: protein phosphorylation. Gene Ontology annotation, molecular function: ATP binding; protein kinase activity. Bases 1 to 3813 code for a protein of 1270 amino acids. Lineage: Eukaryota; Choanoflagellata; Craspedida; Salpingoecidae. The record is from RefSeq and is a predicted model, not a curated record. The transcript has 34 exons.
AUGAGCAGUAACGCAGCAGCCACAGCAGCACCCGGCACAGCGGCAGUGGCGGCGACGGCGGCGCCGUCAGCGGCUGCAGCAGUGACAAACAAGGCAGUGUCGAGUGUUUCUGCAGCUCCUGCGGCAACUGCGGUUGCCGAUGAGAUCCCCCGCGUGGUGUUUGUGCAAGUGGAAGGCAACGACAAUGUGGUUGUGGAGUCCCUGCGAGAGGAAUGCGAGCGGCUCCGCAUCAAGAACAAAGUGACCAAGGUGGUUGAUCUGCAAAAUCAGGAUACCACGCACCAAGUCGCUUUUCACAACUGCGACUUGGCCAUCCUCGACCUGCGCACGGUGGACAACCACAACUCCUCCUUCAUCAGUUUCCAUAUUGGGCGCCGCCUGAGCCGCAACACGUCUCCACACGCCCUCACCGUGAUCCUGCUCAGCCAACGCGUCACACGACCCAUCCCCAACUGCACGUACUACUACUACAAGCUGCGCGAAGGCAACUGCUUUGCAGACACAGAGGACCAGCCACCACUCGCAGCACACCUCUCGCACCUGCUUCGGACACACGCAGAGACGCAGCCGACGCUGCAGACCCAAGAUUUGCUGUUUCAGGAUGGCAUUGCCAAAGCAAGCUCCCCCUUUCUCGAUCGAACCACAAAGCUCGAAGAACUCAAGAAACUCGAAACGAUCUUGAAGGACAAGUACUCUGACGACCGCCUGCACGACAUUCUCUCCUGCUAUCGCGACCUCAAGGAGUGGCGUGCAAUGAUCAGGCUCGCAGACGCUGCACGCAACGAAAUCGGGCUGGAGUCAAAGGCGUUGCUUGCGUUUGCUCUCAACCGCCGAAAUGAGGGCGCUGGGAAGGACAGAACACGCGCCAUGCACAUAUGCGAUGACAUCCUGCAACGCCUGAAGGUGUCGAACAACAGCGUGCCAGACCCGCGCAAACGCAAGCUGCUGCACGACACAUAUGGGCUCAUUGGACGCAUUCACAAGGACGCCUUUGUUGAUUCCCUUCGCGCCUUCAUGGAAGGGCAGGCUGUUCCCAUCCAAUACGACAGCUGCGACAAGGCAAUUGAAGCGUACGGGCAAAUCUGCCAGAUUGAGGAAGAAGAAGCGAAGGAGACGGGCAAGAAGAACAACUUCUAUGGCGCCAUCAAUUUGCUCACGCUCAUGUUCUGUUCACGUGACAACACGCGAUUCGAGAAACGAUGCUGUGAACUCAGUGCUGAGAUCAGCCACGCGUACGGGAUGAGUGAUUUUCAGCCGGCAGAAAACGCCGUCACAGACAAUGACUACUGGGCGCUCGCAAACGUGCUCGAGGCCAACCUCGUCGGCUACUACAUUACGCAAUCCGAGGGCGAACUGGCGCUCGCUCUCAUCGCGAUUGAGAAGAUGCAGGACACGUCGUUCCAGCCGUGGAUGGCAGAGACGACAGUCAAGAACCUCAGGCUACUCAGCAGCGUCGUGCAGCACAGACGCGACCCUCGCCGGCGGAAGAAGAAGUUGACAGCGGACGUGGCGAAGAUUGAGUUCUGGCAGGACUUCCUGGAGGACUGCGGAUCGGAAUGCACGUCCGAAUACGAAUGGCGCGUUUUGUACGCGUUUACACCUCAGCAGAAGCAGCGGCCAGAGCCUGCGCGCGUGCGUGUGCAGAUGGCAACAGAUGCAGCAAAUGCCGUCGUGCAGGUGUUCACGCUUGAGGCGGAGUUGGCAAAGCAGCCUCCAGUCGAGAUCAAGUUGAGCGACGUCAAGAACAUUGGGCUGCUCACCGGUGAAAGCGAUUCACGCACGGCCGCGAAGGCAUCGCGCACCGCCGAGCUGAUCAUCAUUCGCGAAGACAACAAAUACGAACGCAUUUUCCUCGUCUUUCCAUCAUCGGGCCAUCGGGCCAUGUUCCAUGCAAAGUGCGAGGAGCGCGGUUAUCGGCCCACGCUCAAGCUUGAGCUGCAGCCGAGUGCCAACGCCAAGCCCGUGUCGUACGAAUACACGUCAAACGCCAACGGCCAGCGCAAGGUGCUGGGCCAGGGCGCCAGUGCCACCGUGUACGAGGGCAUCAACAGAGACAACAACCAGAUGCUCGCCAUCAAAGUCUUUGAGGAUGGCUUGAACGAAGCCCUGAUCCGUACGGAGAUGCGCUAUGCACAGGAAAAGCUGCUGCAGCACCGCAACAUUGUGCACAUCUUUGGCUUCGUUCGUGAAGCAACCGGCACCUGCGUCCUCCUCAUGGAGCUUGUGCCCGGCGGCUGUAUAGCCGAUCUCGUCCGCUACUUUGGCGGUCUGCUCCGCUUUGAGCCGUGGCUCAAGUGUUACGCAGCACAGCUUGUGGAAGCCGUUUCUUAUCUGCACAAUCUCAACAUCAUGCAUCGUGACAUCAAAGGCGACAACGUCCUCGUCAACACAUACACCGGCGUGGUGAAGCUUGCUGACUUCAACGUGGCCCAAACAAAGAAGCACUACGAGAGCGAGGAUCAGGGCAUUGCCGGUGCCGUGCAUUUCAUGGCACCAGAGGUCUUGGAUGGGCAAGCAGGCAAACCUUCGGACAUCUGGUCCCUCGGAUGCACUGUCUGGCAAAUGGUGACGGGCGACCUUCCCUAUCCUCGCAGCGACGCGACGGUGUUUGAGUGCAUGGCAACCGGCAACAGCAUGACGCCAGAGGUGUCAGACUCCUGGAACAAAGACCUAAAAGACUUCUUCGACAAGUGCUUCCAGAAGGACGCUGCACUUCGGCCGACAGCGGAGCAGCUGAAGGCGCAUCCGUUCAUCCACGACAACGAACAGCUGGCCAACCCGGACGUGUCGCUGUCAUCAUCACCAUCGUCGUCGCAGCCAACAGCGGCGUCCUCGGCCUCCUCCACACUGCACGUGCCCCGGACGUCGUCAUCGGACCAGCGGCCCGCGUCGCCGCGUGCCCGCAGUCGCGCCGGCAGCAUCGACGAGUCCUGGGCCAUCCACCACGAACGCAUCAUCACGCAGAGCGUGACGCAACUUCUGAGCCGGGACGAUGUGAUCACGGCGUGGGAGGAGCGAUUAAAGGACCAGCAGCUCAUCAUCUCGCUGCUCCCGGGAUGGCGCGCACAGCUGCCCGUCCUCAGAGACUUUUUGCUUCAACUUCUCAAGGCAGACAACGAUGGGGAUGUGUCUGCGCGCUCUGCUCCCUGGCGCGUGGGCGUGCGAGCAACGAUGCGCAAGUGGUGUCGUCAGAUCCAAGCGGAUGAGGAGACCGAUGACGAUGACGCAACAGACGCCCCGCACUGGACACGGCAACUGAUGAACCGCGGUGUGGAGAACAUGAUGCGAGACCUCUACAACUUCAAGCUCAACGAGAACAGAAAGCUCUCAUUCCUCAUCCCCUUUAUGAAGGAGCAGAGCAUGAAGCCACACUGGGUGUUCUUCAUUUCACGCCUGCUGGGCAGCAAGUGCCGUAUGCUGCAGGAGGAGAUGGCUGCCACCGUUGCCGUCUACUUUGAUGCCGAGGGCAAACGCACCGCUGCCUCCGUCGCCGCCGCAGACGAUACUGACGACGUUGCGCGGCCAAAGCGCAUGCGGGAGAAGGACUUCGCAUCCAGCAUGGCAAUGACGUUGGCUAUGAGUGCGCAGGCGCCAACGCCACCGGCCAUGCCGCCGCCCUCCGCCUCCGACACCCCCGUCCAGGCCCUCAUCAAGCAGCAGAUGCUCAUGUUUGACCAGUGGCAGGCCAUGGCGCAGAAUGCCAAACAGAUGCUGCUUGCUCUCCACCACGAGACCACCGCCCCUUCGCCGCCCCGCACCCGCACGCGCCAGCUUGCCGCAUCCGCAGACGUCGACCACGAGGGCGCGUGCUGA